AUGAAGCCGCAGGUCCGCAUGCGCAUGAGUGGAGAGGUUCUGGAUGUUGGAACGAUGCCGCCGGGAAGUACCAUAAGUCAACUUCAAGAGCGCAUAUUUCUAAAGCUCCGCCAUGAGAGAGAGGUGGAUGUGUUGGAGACAAGCUCAGUUAACAUUUUGACGGAGUCUGGUUCGCAGCUUCUCGCAGCUCAAAGCAUCGAUUUCGGGCAGUCAUAUCUUAUUCAGCUGGAGACCCAGGACUGGCAAGACCAGCUGAAUUUGCUCUGUGAGCAGGACGACUCGCAGGAACUGCGUGAUCUGAAGGGUGCAUUGAUUGCUUUCUCUGCGUGCUUUGUCGAAGACUCACCUGAUGAGACGGUCGGCAGCACUGCGGAAUUUGGCGAUGCUGUGCGCAGCAUCUACAAGCUAGUGACACGAAGAGCAGGAGAGCCAGGAACACGCAGUGCCAAAGGUGCAGGUGAACGAGUUUCUAUUUUAUGCCGUGGCCUUUUCAAGUUGAUCGAAGGAACGCAGGAUGAAUGUUCCAGGACCGGACAGCUUUUGCUGGAGCGCAUCCAAGAAGAAUAUGGACACUUGCUCGAGGAGGACUAG
Symbiodinium natans is the source of this 591-nucleotide messenger RNA. The record is from the annotation of a GenBank genome assembly. NCBI's taxonomy places the organism in Eukaryota, Dinophyceae, Suessiales, Symbiodiniaceae.